UGGAACUCCAGUAAGUAGUGAUGUUGUGGUUAUCCAUGCCGCCGAUACAUCUCUGAGUGUUAUCUGCUACGGAAGACCGCCUGGGAGAGCUCACCACGCAUGGAGUUGAGCUCGGAGCGUGUGGUGGCAACGCUGGAGAUGUCGCAGGUUACGAGCAAAGACGACGAGCCGUUUAAUAGCGACGGAGACUACGAGAGCUUGCCACCUCAUGUCUCAGUGACGACCCACAUGACAGCAGGAGCUGUGGCUGGCAUACUGGAGCACACGGUGAUGUACCCCGUGGACUCUGUCAAGACGAGGAUGCAGAGCCUGCAGCCGGAUCCAAAUGCACAGUACAGGAGCGUGUAUGAGGCUCUGAAAAGGAUCGUCCGGACAGAGGGGAUCUUCAGGCCGCUGAGGGGCCUCAACAUCACCAUGAUGGGAGCAGGGCCCGCCCAUGCGCUCUACUUCGCCUGCUACGAACGGGUUAAACGCUCACUAAGUGACGUCUUUCAGAGUGGAGGGAACAGCCAUUUAGCCAAUGGUGUGGCAGGUAGCGUGGCCACUGUUCUCCAUGAUGCCAUCAUGAAUCCAGCUGAAGUGGUAAAGCAGAGGAUGCAAAUGUACAACUCUCCAUAUCGGGGACUUUGGGAUUGUGUUCGAACAGUCACGCGCACCGAAGGUAUUGGAGCCUUCUACCGCAGCUACAGCACACAGCUGACCAUGAACAUCCCCUUCCAGGCCGUUCACUUCAUCACCUACGAACUGAUGCAGGAGCAGCUGAACCCCCACAGACAUUACCACCCGGGCAGCCACAUAGUGUCGGGAGCAGCUGCAGGAGCCGUUUCCGCCGCAAUAACCACUCCACUCGAUGUGUGUAAAACGCUGCUCAACACGCAGGAGAACGUAGCGCUCAACUCCGUGAACAUCAGCGGCCACCUAUCGGGAAUGGCCAACGCCUUCAGGACAGUGUACCGGGUCGGUGGUCUGCCGGCCUUCUUCAAAGGGGUCCAGGCUCGGGUUAUAUACCAGAUGCCCUCCACUGCCAUCGCCUGGUCAGUGUAUGAGUUCUUCAAGUACUUCCUGACAAAGCAGCAGCUGGAACAAGAGGCAGGACCUCGCCCGCUGUAAUGGAAACUACGUCAGAGCCACACAUACCUGGACUGACGGAAGAACGCUACAACCUUAAGGUGUGUGAGCUCAGUUUUUUUUUUUUUUUUCUUUCUUCCGUGUGCUGUUGAGGAAAUCACGCCAGUUAAUAUCUCACAAGGAAGUCACCAUGGCGGAGGUGUGGCACAGAAUGCCACUCCUCAUUGUUCAUUUUAUCAGCAUGUGUUUGUCACUUGGGAUGAUGUUGCGCAACCACGAUAUGCAACAGAGAUGACUAUGCUCUUAAAAGGACUGAUCCUUGUAGAAGAUUGUUAUAUUUUUCUUCCUCCACUCCACAAACACAUCAACCACAAGUUCUCCAGAAUCUCUUGUGUGUAGAUGUGCUGACCACAGGAAUAUGUUGUCUCAAACUAUGUUUGUAUUUCUUAAUAUUGGGACUUUUUAUUUAUUUUGUUAGCUCUCUGAAGCUUGUAUUUUAUGGAUGCGGAAGAAACACAGAGCUGUUUGUUUUAUUUCAUUGCGUGUUUAUAAAGAACUCUUACACCACAUUCUUUAUUCCACUCCUCUACAGAUGGGACAGUUGCACUUUCCAUGUGCCUCAUCAAUAUUAAACACUGCUUCACCUUUUUUUUUUUUUUUUUACCCUAUUUAGCUCUUCUGUUCUUCACAUAGGAAGUCUUUUAUAUUUCAUCUUUGUUUGGUCCAAGGUAUAUGAAAAAAGCACUCCGUUUUGUUGUAAGAUAGAAUCUUAAACAGGCUCUUUGUGUUAUAAUCACUCACACUGUGGUCUUUUUGUUUUUGUUUUUUCCCCAAUUGCUAUCUCUACACCAAGUGGUCGAGUGUCAAUCUACAUCAAAUAUCUUGUUUUUUUUUUUUUAAAUCUUUUUUUUAUUUUUUUAAUUAAAGAUGUGAUGUAACAUAUGCAUGUAUAUCCCUUUAAGACAGGAAUGUUUGCAUGCUUCUCCCUUUAGAGCUGUGAGCUUGCUUUAUAUGAUGCUAUUCGCCACGUCUUUGACAUAACGUAAACCUGCUCGUGUCACAUUCUGCUCUUAAGGGAGAAAAAUGAAAACAUCGCACCUGGUUUUAAAGAGAUCCACAUGUAUAUGUUGUAUCGUGUCUGAUUAGAUUAAGAACUAAACGUACAAUUUUUCCUCCUGAGAGACUCCGUUUCUCAGUGUUAAGGUGUGUAGGGCGUAACGGUCCAGUUAUUUGCCUUGCUGAAGCGCAGUACUACAAUGCUCCUGAAUCACGCACAAUAUUUGUCUAAUUUAAAGAAGCGUAGCUGUUGUAGAAAGAAGGCAGCUUGUUUGUAGGUAUUCCAAACAUGAAUAUAUAUUUUGACAGUGGCUAUUUCUGAGCAGCUCCAAGUGUGGCUCAGAUUAAGGCUGUUACUCGGGACGGUGGCAUCGUCUCAGCCUUCACGUGCAUUUGUACCAGUGUGAUGUUUAGCUUUGGAGUGGCCUGUUGUGUGAAUGUGUUUCAUGCUGACCUUGAAAAUGAAGGUUGUAGAUUGUAUAUAAAAUACAUAAUAUAUGUUUGGCUAAGACUUAACACGCAGACUCUGUGAUCCAAAACAUAACAUCUUUACUAUAGUUUUAUCUUGAAACUGAGUGAUAAUAUUGGGUAUAUUUUGUUACCAUGAGGCUUAUAAAAACUUGAUGAACUCGGCUGGUAAGCAGGCGAUGCUUUUUUAUUUUUUUUAAUCUUCACUCAUCCUGUUGUAGUUACACAUUUCCUGUGUGCUCACUGCUCUCUCCAGUCUAUUGUCUAUUUUGGAGUCAGUAGUCAUUUUGCCAGAUAUUGAUGUAAUCCCGAAAGCAGCCAGAUUUAUUUGUUUUUAAUUAUAGAAGGUUUUUUUUUUUUCCCCCUUUCUCUGGAAAACUUUGUCAGAUUCCAGCGGUCUCAGAAAGCCUUUUAGCAGCCAGACUCCUCACGCUUGUACAGUUGGGUAAAUAUUAAUAAACCAAAGACAUGCAUUCUAUUCUAUGCAUCCUACUUUUAAUCUGUAUGAUGCUACUCUUUGUGCCUGCCUGCUGUGAUUCCAUCUUUUCCCUCUAAAGUCCCCCCCCCCCCAGAGUAGUGUUAAAUUACCUAAUCACUUGAAUCCUUGAGAAUCUCUUGCAUAGUUCUAGAGGUCGAGAUGUUCUGCAUGUGUUUGGAGCUCAGUGGCGUCUUGGAAAAAAAAGCAGUGAAAAGUGGAAAUUGUACGUUACUAUGAAUGUCUCGGUAAGUUUUCAGUAUGUUUGGAAAAUCAUAUUGUGACUCAGUUAUUAGUGACUGAUUUGGUUAGUUUAGACGAUAUAAAGUAUUUAUAAUAAAUAUAGUUUCUCAUGCGUUAUGGAUUCCACAUGAUGGAUAACUUGAAGAUAAAAGGGCCUUAAUUAGCAUUGCUUUAUGCAGGUGUUUUAUUCUAAGCUAAUAAACCAGAUUGCGUGUGUGCACUGUAUUGGCUCCAGUUAGGAAACUCUACUCUGAUUUUAAUUUAAUCACGAUAAGCAAAAUUAAAAUGAAGCCAGUCAAAAGAGGUGUUUAAGUUAUUGCAUUCCUCCUGCAGUCAACACUGUGUGCCCUCCCCCUUCAUUCCUACGAAGGCAUUCAUUUAUAACAGUGAGUCUUUAUAGUCAUAUCAUAAUCACUAAAGUAGAGCUUCGAAUAGAAACUUACAUUUUAAAAUAGACAGGAGACUUGGUAUUCUGUGUCAGGAUUUCCAUAAUGUAAAUAUUUUUAUGCUAUUUACGCACAAAUGAUUGAAAUCGGAGGUGGGGUGAUUUUUUUUUUUUUGCAGAAUGCCAUCUCCGGAACAGGAAAGCUUGGAAGUUUGACUGUGCAAAUGUUAAAUGAUUGUGAUAAUGCUGCUACAGUAUGUAACACUGGAGCUGAAAUAAACAUGCAAGUGAGGAA
Molecule: messenger RNA, 3990 nt
Organism: Stegastes partitus (bicolor damselfish)
Lineage: Eukaryota; Metazoa; Chordata; Actinopteri; Pomacentridae
Gene: slc25a37
Product: solute carrier family 25 member 37
Exons: 4
Coding region: 100-1110 (336 amino acids)
Biological process (GO): iron import into the mitochondrion
Cellular component (GO): mitochondrial membrane
Molecular function (GO): ferrous iron transmembrane transporter activity
Source: RefSeq, a predicted model, not a curated record